CGAGGGUUGGGCGGGAGUGGAGCGCGGGUCGCUGUGGGGCAGCGGCCGCUGUGCUGGCGGCGGUGAGUCGGGGCUGAGGAAUCAGAGAAAUGGCAACGACCCAAUCGGUCUUCACAUUUGCUCUCUGCAUUUUAAUGAUAACUGAAUUAAUAUUGGCUACGGAGAGCUAUUAUGAUAUCUUAGGAGUUCCAAAAAAUGCAUCUGACCGCCAGAUCAAGAAGGCAUUUCACAAGCUGGCUAUGAAAUACCACCCAGACAAAAAUAAGAGUCCUGGUGCGGAAGCAAAAUUUAGAGAAAUUGCAGAAGCAUAUGAAACAUUAUCAGAUGAGAAUAAACGAAGAGAAUAUGACCAGUUUGGCCGUCACGGAGGACAAGAAACUAAUGGAAGCCCAUUCCAUCAGUCAUUUAAUUUCAACUUUGAUGAUCUGUUCAAAGACUUUGAUCUCUUUAGUCAAAAGUCACGAUCCAAAAAGCACUUUGAAAAUCACUUCCGAAGUCACCGGGAAGCUCACAGUCGGCAGAGACGUUCUUUCCAAGAGUUCUCCUUUGGGGGUGGACUGUUUGACGAUGUCUUUGAAAAUAUGGAAAAAAUGUUUUCUUUUAGUGACUUUGAAAAUGCACACCGGCAUGCGGUGCGAACUGAUACCCGCUUUCACGGAUCCAGCAAGCACUGUAGGACUGUCACUCAGAGACGAGGAAACAUGGUGACCACCUAUACAGACUGCUCUGGACAAUAAUGUUUCUUUUCAUCUCUUCUCUUCUUUCAACACCUUCGUAAUCUCUCUUGGUUUUGUGCUAACAUGGAAAAAAUUCUUUGAACUGUUUGUUCUGAAAAACACUUAACUGCUUUAAAGAAACUCUAGAUGAAACUAAUUUUCAGCAUAGAAAUAAUACACAUUUGGAAAGUAGACGUCUCGGUAGCAGCUUACAGUGGGAGAGAAAUAAUUUUCGUGUGACAGAAGAAAUUGUAUGUAGUUCAGUUUAGGAAACACUUCCCAUAAAUUUGAACUUCAACACAAGAUAAAUAAUUUAAAUCUCAGAAAUGUGAUGUACUUUUUUUCAUGUGUGCCAAUUCAGGACUGUUUGAGUUACUGGUGCAUGGAUUGCAGCAGAGGAGAUACUUUAAUUUUGAAGUGCUGCUUUUUCUUAUUAUGUCUUUCCAAGUUUUAACUUGCAGUUUUUACCUGAUGUGGACUUACUGUGCAAACUAGGUAAUUUUACACAAAAUAGCAGUAGAAAUGGGUCUUUGUUACUCUUUCCAGCAUUGCAAACAUAUUAAUAAUAAAACACUUUUUAAAGCUGGAAAACAACAGGAGGGAGUAUGUUAAGAUUGUAGUUCACCUAGGAGAGUGAUGUAGGAGUUAAUUUUAUUUCCAAAUAGCCUUUCAUUGGCCUGAAAAUAUCUUAGGAAUUGAGUAACCCUUGACUUAUUGAAGGGGUAGUCAUGUAUGUAAGUUUGUGUGCACACAGACAUUUUCUUCCAAAAAUACCUAUUUUUUUCAAAGCUUGGAGGAGCACUCUGAAAACAGUCUUAUUUUAAGCUUACUAGUAUUACCACGUGUGCAAUGUAGUUCCUCUCGCUCACUUUAUUGAACUUAAAUUCUCUGUGCUCUCAUGAACUAACAUAAGCUUGCCUACAGAUUCCUAGGGUUUCUGGAAUGGUCUAAAUAAAAACUAGAUUGUAUUUAGAUCGAUAGAUUGAUUAUUUGUCAGCAGGAAUUUUUCAGUAUUGUGAUUUGAAAGGUAAAUUCUUAGCAUAAACACAGGGGGGGGAAAAAAAGAAAAUUACAGUUGUUGUGUUCAUCUGGUGACUUGUGGUGUUUGAAUCUGCUAAUAAGGACAGUAAAAAUGGCAUGAUGGAAAUCCAUAGCCAGUCUAAACUA
Molecule: messenger RNA, 1883 nt
Organism: Dryobates pubescens (Downy woodpecker)
Lineage: Eukaryota; Metazoa; Chordata; Aves; Piciformes; Picidae
Gene: DNAJB9
Product: DnaJ heat shock protein family (Hsp40) member B9
Exons: 3
Coding region: 90-737 (215 amino acids)
Cellular component (GO): endoplasmic reticulum
Molecular function (GO): misfolded protein binding; protein-folding chaperone binding
Source: RefSeq, a predicted model, not a curated record